AUGGUGUCGCGCGCAGCGAAAAGAGACAACGAUGGAGCUCCGGAAAGCUCGCCGAAAGCCAAAACAACUGCGCCCCACGUGAUGUCACCGCACCAGAAACCACGCCCGAUCAACCAGAUGAUCUUCCAACCUGAGUGUCGCAAGUGUGCGCUCGACUUUGCGUCGGUAAUUCCUGCGCAACUUGCGUUUCUCACCAUUUACAACCCUCUCCUCGGACCAACGGACGAAACGAUACAAGACCAGAUCGUUUUCUAUACAUCAAGAUCCGAUCUGCUGAAACGACGCGAGAGUUCCACAGUGGGAGACGAGGCGAAAGAUUCCAAUCAUGAGUGGAAUGAGAGGCUGCGCCAGAUAGGUCUCGCGCAGGGGAUAGUGAGCUUUGCGAGAAACUUCUCGGAGGGAAAGUCAGUGGACUAUGUGGAGACAGACAAAUCCCAUAUCAUCCUGCAUGAAUUGGAAGAAAAUUGGUGGAUUUUGGCUGUAAGUGCCGCUGCGGACCAAUCUAUCCCAAUAGGUGCUCAAUAUCAACAGUUAGUCGACAUGACUCGACUUCCUGCCGACUCCUCCAAGGCGCCUUCCUCGCAGCGCAAUAUUUCCGAUGCCCCCCAGUAUCAUUAUUCAUCGAGAGAAAUGUGCCCUCCGCAUCUCCUGAUCCAGCAGCUACGCCGAGCUCAUUCCACGUUCCUCCUACAUCAUGAUUUCUCCCUCGAGUCUAUGUACCAACGGAUUGGCCGGCCCGCCUUCUGCACCAUCCUUGAUAGUUACUGGCGGAAAUUCGCAUGGAACUGGGAGGUUCUCCUGAGCGGAAACCCAGCUAUUGACAUGUAUAACGGUAUAAAACUCUCCGCCGGGGGUGAGCUCGGGGUCGGCGUUGGUGAAGAAGAGUGGGGAAGCGGAGAACGAGAAGUCCUUGAGGAUUUUGUGUCUCGGACAGAUGGCCUUGUGGAUCUGAUUGUUUCCAGGUUUGGUGAUCCAUAUAUGCCUGAGCAAGAGAAGGCUAGGGGGCUCCCAGGUCAACCUCCCAAAGGAGACCAGUGGCUGGGAUUGGACGUCUACCCUCGACCAUCAGACGGAGUCAUAUUCUCGGGGGUAGGUGGCAUCUCUCGACGCUCUGUGGCCAAUAUAACUCAGUGGAUGGAAUUGAUAUAUCGGUACGGAACUGAAGCCUACGGAGUUGGCGAAGAUCCAACCUCGCCCCGACGGCGGAAGCGACGGAGACGACGAGGCCGAGCUGGAAGAGAUGCUGACGGCGCUUCUGGCCUCUCGGAUAAUGCACAGGCUAUGAGCCCAGACCGUGGUUUCUCCCCAGGCAUUCCUCGUCCACUCGUGGUAGGAGGCACACAAUCCUCACAGGUCGCUUCUGGUUCGGAUGGGCAAGGAAGCUCCUUUAAAAGCAGUGAGAGCUCCCCAGCAAGAAGCGAGCGAGGGAGCGACUGGAUGCCAUUCAGAACAGACACGUUUGUGAAGUACCUCACGCUUGGUUAUGGCUCCAGUUGGGGGCCUUCAUCUGAAUCACCCAGUCCACAUCCCCGCGUUGAAGCCUUGAAGCAAGAGUCACCUUCCGGAGGAGACAGUCAAGGUGACCCGCCUGGGGAUCAAGGGAUGACUCUCAUCAAGAAAACCAGUCAUUCCAAGGACCGAGGCAACUUUCUCAUCGGCCUCCUCAAUGACACGUCUAAUCCCGAUGGGCAGUCCGUGGAAGAGCCCGUGGUGACAAACGAUAUUCCUACGGAGUCUAACGAAGUGAUAACGCAAAGGACGCUACAUGUUCACCCAUAUACUUCCGAUCAGGAUAUCACAGAUCCUGUUAAACUGCGAACUGUAGUAUACGUUAAUCAACCGUUCAUGUACACGUUUCUCUUUGAUCCAGAGACCCCGUCGCUGGCCGACCCAUCUCUCUAUCACACCAUCCACCACCAACUUGGACCUCUUCAAAAGCCCCUGAGCCACUCGACCUCCCCGGCAAACGCUGCGACCCGUAUCUCAGAAUCUGAGAUGACCACGGAUGGCAACCAACUCGUCGCCCCCCAAACUCAACCAGUCUAUGAUCUAGUCUACGACCCAUCCAAUCUAACCAUCCGAUCUUCGAUUCCUAACAUUCCCGAUCUAGGCCCCGAGCCACUGGGCAAUCAUGGCUCAAGCUCUCCGCCCUGGUCACGGGUUGAGAGCCUCAAUAUUCACCAUCGAAUUCUCAGCACAUUCGUCGAGACCCGCUCCCGCCCGCUAGAGCUUGAGCGAACUUGCAAGACCAGCCGUGGCUGGUGGGUUGUCUGGGUGCGAAUGGCAAAUGCAGGCACAGCCGACCAGAAGGACAGCGGAGCUGCUAGUGUUGGAACCGACGAUCCGCGCCAGGAAGCGUUUCUGAUCCGCAAAGCAAGCGACCACAUUCCCCCGUCUUCCCAUACUCGCAACAGCAGUGGAACUCAAUUCUUCCGCGAUCUAGGCGGCGUGGGUCUUGGUUCGUCCCGUACCGAUACCGGGCCAGCCAAGCUGGUCGAGGGCUUGGGCCUAGAUGCACGACGAUAUAUCGAGAAUUUAUUGAGCUUAAAUAGAUGA
Aspergillus terreus NIH2624 is the source of this 2556-nucleotide messenger RNA. RefSeq lists its product as uncharacterized. Gene Ontology annotation, biological process: vesicle-mediated transport. The record is from RefSeq and is a predicted model, not a curated record. The coding region runs from base 1 to 2556 and encodes 851 amino acids. Lineage: Eukaryota; Fungi; Ascomycota; Eurotiomycetes; Eurotiales; Aspergillaceae. The transcript has 5 exons. Gene Ontology annotation, cellular component: Mon1-Ccz1 complex; intracellular membrane-bounded organelle.